Desarmillaria tabescens is the source of this 609-nucleotide messenger RNA. Its product is annotated as Isochorismatase-like protein. The record is from RefSeq and is a predicted model, not a curated record. Lineage: Eukaryota; Fungi; Basidiomycota; Agaricomycetes; Agaricales; Physalacriaceae. The coding region runs from base 87 to 584 and encodes 165 amino acids. The transcript has 5 exons.
CCAAGGCUGAUCCAGUGACACCGACUCGGAUCUCAUACAUACCGGAACUCCCUCAUCAUUAUGGCCCUCACCAGCACCCACCAACGAUGUCCAUCCGCCCAGAGUCGACUAUUAUAUUCAUCUGCGAUAUGCAGAAUAAGUUUCGACCAGCGAUACAUGGAUAUGACCAAGUCGUACCUACCGUCAACAAAAUGCUCAAGAUCGCAAAGAUUGUGGGUUGUGAAGUCCUCGUAACGACGCAGAACUGCAAAGCGCUGGGCCCAACAGACCCAGCCAUCGACCUCGUUUCCCUAGGGAGUCUCCACGUCGGGACAGCCGACAAGACGCUAUUCUCAAUGCUCACUCCCGAGGUGAACAACGUGCUCCUCUCGAGGCCCCACAUCAAGACCGUCGUGCUUAUGGGUAUCGAGGCCCACAUUUGCAUCCUCCAAACCGCCCUCGGUCUCCUCGAAGGACAUAAAUUCAAGGUAUACAUCCUUGCGGAUGGGGUAGCUUCGAGCCACCCAACGGAGAUGAACAUCGCGCUGGAUAGGCUGCGCCAUGAGGGCGUGGUGGUUAGUACGAGUGAGAGCAGCGGCGUUUGAGUUGAUUGGGGAUGCCAAGGUGGAG